GCAAUAUGGCGGAUGAGAAUGCCAAAAGUAAUGGAGAUAUUUCGUCUCAAAAACCUACUUGUACUUUCUUUAAGAAGGCAAAUAGGAAUCGAAAUGUGCGCAAAAGGAAAGCUGAAAAGUCAGACAGUGAAGAUGAAGAUGUUACAACGGUGAUUAGAAAGGAGAAAAAGCCGCUCUCUAACCCAAUGUUUCAGAAGACUGAUGGAUUUGAUUCGAAGUCCAGACGUGAACGUGAAGAGAUAGACGAUGACCUUGACGUUACGUUUAAAUCAACGCGUUCUGCAAUGCGAACUGGACCAGAGGAUCUUGGAGCCACAGCAACUGUGGAGAUUGAUACCGAAUUUGAUCGAGACGCACAGGCUUUGUUUGAGAAGAGUUUGAAAACAAAUCAAGAACUUAAAGGCCAGGAGAAAGAUGACAAACAGUACAGAGGAUUGAACAACUACAUGACAUUCUACGAAAAGAAGGGGAAUGCACAAGGAAAUGCUGCUAGUGGAAUGGUCAGACAAGGGCCUAUCAGGGCGCCAGCAAAUUUGCGUGCAACAAUUCGUUGGGAUUAUCAGCCAGAUAUAUGUAAAGAUUACAAGGAAACUGGUUUCUGUGGAUUUGGAGACAGCUGCAAAUUUUUGCAUGAUCGCAGUGACUACAAACAUGGCUGGCAACUUGAACGAGAAUGGAAAGAAGGAAAUUACAGCAAACAAGAUCCACAUCAGUAUGAAAUUGCAAGUGAUGAUGAUGAUGAUCUUCCAUUCGCCUGUUUUAUUUGUAGAGAAUCAUUCACAAGUCCAGUUGUUACCAAGUGUCAACACUACUUUUGUGAAGCAUGUGCUCUUAAACAUUACAAGAAAAGCAAAAGGUGUUAUGUUUGUGGUACACAGACUAAUGGUGUGUUCAAUCCUGCAAAAGAGCUUAUAAAGAAAUUAAAAACCAUGAGAGAUGAUGAAAAGGAAAAAGAACAAGAGGGUGAUGAUGAUUAGGAAGGAGAAGGAAGAAGGCAAUUGUUUGGGCUUGUUCUCAAAAUCAGUUAUUUGAUGUUUCUUCUAUAGGAAACAAAGCCUCUUUGAUUUACCCCCCUUAAAUCUGAAGAGCUGUUGACACACUUGGGGAUUUUGCUCACCAAUCAUGGCAAAUAUGAGGGCUGGCAAAAAUAGCCAACCUCAUGCCAGAUGUCAGCAAUUUCAUACGCCAAUUGCAAGAGGUCAGCAAAAAGUGCAAUUACUGCACCUGACACACCUGGUGAUUUUUUCACCAAUCAGCGCAUAAAAUUACUGAGUGUGAUGCCAGCUUUAGAGUGACUAAUAUCUUAUUUCUCCUUAUAGUAUUACUGUUAAAUCAAAUAUCAAGGGAUUGAAGAUAAAAGAAAUGAUCACCCACCAAAGAACCUCUUGAUUGUGAAAUAAAUUCUCCUGUUCAGUACCACAAGUAAUAUUUGUUAUCUCUGUAGCUAUAGAUCUUCUCUCUACCACUGGAUGACUGUAUUAUAAUGUAUUAUAUUUUCACCCUUAAGCUUCCAGAAGUGAUUAACUUGUUACUUCU
Molecule: messenger RNA, 1536 nt
Organism: Pocillopora verrucosa
Lineage: Eukaryota; Metazoa; Cnidaria; Anthozoa; Scleractinia; Pocilloporidae
Product: E3 ubiquitin-protein ligase RNF113A-like
Biological process (GO): snoRNA splicing
Cellular component (GO): U2-type spliceosomal complex
Molecular function (GO): metal ion binding
Source: RefSeq, a predicted model, not a curated record